Messenger RNA from Polychytrium aggregatum, 1477 nucleotides. RefSeq lists its product as uncharacterized. The record is from RefSeq and is a predicted model, not a curated record. The annotation marks the transcript as partial. Lineage: Eukaryota; Fungi; Chytridiomycota; Chytridiomycetes; Polychytriales. The transcript has 6 exons.
UCGCUUCCCCGCCCAUCGCUUCCCAUCGCUUCCCAAGCCGUCUCCUGUGCUUUUGCUUCUCCGAUCGGUCCUGCUCGCCAUCCCCCUCCUUUCUUGCUCGCGCUGCUCAGUCUCUCUAUCGCCUUCCUUUUUGUCUGUGUUGGUUCGCCUCAGUACCAACGCCCUUUCUUUCCCGCCGGGUCCAAUAGUCGGUGCCGUCUCUCAAUCGUCCCAUCCGGCCUCGCCUGCCAUCUUUCUGCCCUUUCUGCUCUCCAAACUCUUCACCACCGGCAUCCCCAGCCAGAUCCCCUUUCCUCGCCAUCGCUGCUCGAUCGCCAAAGCACUCAUCCUGCCCACGGCACCAGCCAAUCGCCCUUGAGCCGCUAUCCCCUCGUCCUUCUCCACUUCCAAAGUCACCCUCUUGCUCCAUUCUGUCCAGACACGCCAACCAUGAGCAAGUUUGUCGAUUCGUCCUCUCGCCAGGUCUCACCAGGCUACCGACUCUCGCUCUAUCCGGAGCAACAGCCCUAUACCCUCCCGCAGCCAGUAUAUAAUCCUGCAUACUUUGACUCGCCAAGACACACCUUGGCUGAUCCCCGGUGGCGACUGGAGGAUGAUCCAGUGCUGGCCAUGGCCGUCGACACGCUGCUUUCGCUCAGACGAGCCGGCCCGCUCCAGACCGCCCCAGUUUACACACUUGCUCCUCUCGAACCCAAGCCACCUCGGCCAGAGUCUCGGCCUGACGCUCCUGUGCCCGUCGACGCCAAGGUCACCAAGACCAAGCAGGGCAGCGGCAUCUCCAAGGCCCGUCGGUCAUCAAACAGCAGCACCUCGGCUGGUUCGGGCGGAAAGCGCCGCGGCAGCAACCCCAGCAGCACCGGCACCACGGGCACAAGCGGCGGCGGCGGUCACGGUGGCCCCGCGAACAAGGAUCGCACGCUUCACCCCGCAGGCCCAUAUCCAGGUCGCGACCACUAUCGCCACCCUGUCGGCGGGGGUGCACAGCAGUACUCGCCCAGCGGAUCAUUCUUGGACCACCCCCCAAGCGGCCAUGACUCGAUGGUGCCCUCCAUUUCGGGCUAUCCCUCGCCGGCCCACAUCGGCACCCCUUCGCCUCCACCGCCACCCACGCAAGUUCCCUCGGCAUUUUAUGACUCGAAAUAUCCUCCGAGCUCUCAGCCCUCGUACUCGCCGUACAGCCCGGCGUAUCCAUACCCGCCGCACCACCCCAACUCGCUGCCUGCUCUGGCGCCCCAUAUGAUGCCGCGGCCGCUCUUCAACGAACAGCCCUAUGACUACGGCUACAACUAUCAUGCGCCCUUUCCCAGUGCCCCUGUUCGAUCCGAGCCCGUCAAGGAGCCCCUGAAGGCCAUAUAAUGCGGCGCAAGCAAGCCACCGCCCCCUCCUUCCAUCAAGCUGUGUCUUGUUUGAUGGCCUAUGGAUCGGCUCAUCCUUGAUGUUGGCAGCAUGGUGCCCCCCCCCUCGUACGUUCCGACAA